This is a messenger RNA of Spodoptera littoralis (African cotton leafworm), 1101 nucleotides long. NCBI's taxonomy places the organism in Eukaryota, Metazoa, Arthropoda, Insecta, Lepidoptera, Noctuidae. The record is from the annotation of a GenBank genome assembly.
AUGUCUGUCGAAACACAAGAAUAUGUGAAUGGCAUGAGGCCGGGACCUCUAACGAGGGAGAUCCCGGAAUGUAUGAGGGAUAAAUACACCGUCGUGCAAGCGAUUAUAGACAUUAUAAUGUUUGUCAUCGUCGGCAUUGGUUACGUGAUAAAGGCUGUUUACUUGAGUAUUGUUGGCCGACCGAAAAAAGACCUUAAGGGUGCUAUUGCUGUGGUGACGGGCGGCGGUGGCGGUCUGGGGAGCCUUAUUGCUCUAAGACUGGCUCGCCUCGGCUGCACCGUCGUGUUAUGGGACAUCAACAAACAAGGUUUGGAAGACACAGUCAAACUAGUGAAGGGCAUCGGUGGCAAAUGCUACGGGUACGUGGUAGACUUGGCCAGCAAGGAAGAUAUCUACAGGGUAGCUAAGAAAGUUGAAGAAGAAGUCGGCAGGGUAAACUUGCUGAUCAACAAUGCUGGUGUCGUGUCCGGGAGCUACCUUCUCGAGACUCCUGACCAUCUUAUCCAACGGACAUUUGACGUCAAUAUCUUGGCACAUUUUUGGACUGUAAAAGCGUUCCUGCCAGCAAUGAUGGAACAUAACAGUGGGCACAUAGUGACCAUUGCUUCAAUGGCUGGCCAUGUCGGAGUAGCUAAGCUGGUAGACUAUUGUUCUUCCAAGGCCGCUGCCUGCGGCUUCGAUGAAGCUUUGCGAUUGGAGCUGGAAACACAAGGCUAUACUGGAGUUAAAACCUCGCUAAUAUGCCCAUAUUUUAUACGUUCUACUGGCAUGUUUGAAGAGGUCAAUUCUAGAUUUGUACCCCAACUGAACUCAAACGAUGUGGCUGACCGUGUGGUAAUGGCGAUUCGCACCGACGAGCCCUUCGCGCUCAUUCCUGGUUUCUUCCGCGUCUUGCUGCCGUUCAAGCUGUUGGUUCCAUGGCCAUGUAUGUCAGAGUUGAUCCGAAAACUAGUUCCCGAUGCAGUGCCAGUACCAGUGCAUCCAGCACGUCCAGCGACUGAUGCCAAAGUACCUUCCAAGCCGGUUCAGCUGGAAGCCAAGCAUGGCGCUCCCGGCCCCAUGACUGUGAUGCCUCCCGCACGACACGACCGACAAGUGUGA